GCGUCCACUCAGGGGAAAAAUGAUAUUGAAAGGAAAAAUGUUUCAACCCAGCUCUCGGUCUAAAAGAGGAGAGAUUGCUUUCUUUUCUUUUAAAAAAGGUCUAUGAUCUAGUUUUCCUGAUCUAAUCUGUAGUUUUGUGGAUGUUCUAUCAUUUGUGGGCAAUAUUUCCUGGUUUCAGAUUGUCGAUGUUAUUGUUGGGAAAGACGAAAAAGGCAGAAAGAUCCCAGAAUAUCUGAUCCAUUUUAAUGGUUGGAACAGAAGCUGGGAUAGAUGGGCAGCCGAAGAUCAUGUACUUCGUGAUACUGAUGAAAAUCGUAGAUUACAGCGUAAAUUGGCAAGAAAAGCUGUAGCUCGCCUGAGAAGCACAGGAAGGAAAAAGAAACGCUGCAGAUUGCCUGGUGUCGACUCUGUCUUAAAAAGCCUCCCCAUUGACGAAAAAGAUGAAAAUGAUGAAAACUCAAUAAGCAGCAAUUCCGACAUUAGUGAAAACAAGGAUGAGGAAAUAAGUGAAGACAGUGAUAUCGAAGACAAGACUGAAGUGGUAUAAAGUUUUUAUUGUAAAAAUUCUUCGUUGCAGAUUUCAGUGAAAGAAGAACCGGAGCUGCAAACAAAAAGGGAAAUGGAAGAAAGAACAAUAACUAUAGAAAUCCCUGAAGUUCUAAAGAAGCAGCUUGAGGAUGAUUGUUACUAUAUUAACCGGAGGAAACGGUUAGUGAAACUUCCAUGCCAGACCAAUAUCAUAACAAUUUUGGAGUCCUAUGUGAAGCAUUUUGCUAUCAAUGCAGCCUUUUCAGCCAAUGAGAGGCCUCGUCACCAUCACGCUAUGGCACAUGCCAACAUGAAUGUGCAUUAUAUACCAGCAGAAAAGAAUGUUGACCUUUGUAAGGAGAUGGUGGAUGGAUUAAGAAUAACUUUUGAUUAUACCCUCCCGUUGGUUUUACUCUAUCCAUAUGAACAAACUCAGUAUAAGAAGGUGACUUCGUCUAAGUUUUUUCUUCCAAUUAAGGAAAGUGCCACAAACACCAGUAGGAGCCAGGAGGAGCUCUCUCCCAGCCCGCCUUUGUUGAAUCCAUCUACGCCGCAGUCCACAGAGAGUCAACCAGCCUCAGGUGAGCCGGCCACCCCCAAGAGGCGCAAAGCUGAGCCGGAAGCAUUGCAGUCUCUGAGGCGGUCCACGCGCCACACCACCAACUGUGACAGGCUGUCUGAAAGCAGUGCCUCACCUCAGCCCAAGCGCCGGCAGCAGGACACGUCUGCCAGCAUGCCCAAACUGUUCCUGCACCUGGAAAAGAAGACACCUGUGCACAGCAGAUCAUCUUCACCUAUUCCCCUGACUCCUAGCAAAGAAGGGAGUGCAGUGUUUGCUGGUUUUGAAGGGAGAAGAACUAAUGAGAUUAACGAGGUCCUCUCCUGGAAGCUGGUGCCUGACAAUUACCCCCCAGGUGACCAGCCACCUCCUCCCUCUUAUAUUUAUGGGGCACAACACUUGUUGCGAUUGUUUGUGAAACUUCCAGAAAUCCUUGGAAAGAUGUCUUUUUCUGACAAGAAUCUGAAGGCUUUACUGAAGCACUUUGAUCUCUUUCUGAGGUUUUUAGCAGAAUACCAUGAUGACUUCUUCCCAGAGUCUGCUUAUGUUGCUGCCUGUGAGGCACAUUACAGCACCAAGAACCCCCGGGCAAUCUACUAAAGUGCUGAUGGUUCUCUAAGAACAGCUGCUCCAUCUGGCAUCCCACUCUGGGCUCCAGGUGAAGAACUAACAAGAUGGGGUUUCUUUCCCCGGAGCACAAAUGCAACACCCACCUGAGGCUCUGGCAGAGGUGGGCCCUGUCGUUUGAGUUGCCCCUAGGCUGUAGUUUUUUGUUUAGAAUUACUUCUUGGGUGCCUGAAAGUGCUCCGACAUCAUACUCACCACUGUGCAGGCCAUCUGUAAUGACAGGCAAAAAGAGCAACCGUGGUCACAAUGAAAUAUUCCUGAAAGUGUACAUAGGUUGGGCUGUUUUGCUAGACGUUGCAGUUAAUUAGCAAGAACCACAUUUUUUCAUUAUUUGUUAGCAUUAAACAAAAUUUUUUGCAAACUGUUUUCAUUCUUAUGAUGAGACUGAGUAACUCUGUCCAACAAAUUUGAGUUUGUACUUGGAAACCACAAAGUAAUCUUAAAGUAUCUCAGAGGGAAUCGAUAUUGAUGGCAGAAGAAAAUCUGCAGCUAUACAUUUGCUUGUAAUGGCUCCCUCUCUGUGGAAUGUUAUUUUUGGUGAUCUAAAUAAAGCCUGUCUUGUUUGAGAUUUUACAGCUAUACUUUGUUGUGUAAUGUUAUGAUUCCUUUUCUGUAAAAUGUUAUUUUUGGUGAUCUAAAUAAAGCCUGUCUUGUUUGAAAAACCAAGAGAGGGUUUUCACUC
Carlito syrichta (Philippine tarsier) is the source of this 2396-nucleotide messenger RNA. RefSeq names its product MSL complex subunit 3 (gene MSL3). The transcript has 12 exons. The record is from RefSeq and is a predicted model, not a curated record. The coding region runs from base 620 to 1687 and encodes 355 amino acids. Gene Ontology annotation, biological process: regulation of DNA-templated transcription; chromatin organization. Gene Ontology annotation, cellular component: nucleus; NuA4 histone acetyltransferase complex; MSL complex. NCBI's taxonomy places the organism in Eukaryota, Metazoa, Chordata, Mammalia, Primates, Tarsiidae.